Dama dama (fallow deer) is the source of this 2822-nucleotide messenger RNA. It is a transcript of the gene ARL15, whose product is annotated as ADP ribosylation factor like GTPase 15. The record is from RefSeq and is a predicted model, not a curated record. The transcript is spliced from 5 exons. NCBI's taxonomy places the organism in Eukaryota, Metazoa, Chordata, Mammalia, Artiodactyla, Cervidae. The coding region runs from base 91 to 705 and encodes 204 amino acids. Gene Ontology annotation, molecular function: GTPase activity; GTP binding.
GCUGGCUUUUUCAGGGGCUGGUUGCUCGCAGCCAGAGACGCUGCUUUUUUUUCCGGGUUCGGAGCCGUUCCGGAUGCUUUAGGCUGCCGGAUGUCUGAUCUCCGGAUAAGUGAGGCGUUUCUGUACAUGGAUUAUCUGUGUUUUAGAGCACUCUGCUGCAAGGGUCCACCGCCUGCACGCCCGGAGUAUGACCUGGUCUGCAUAGGCCUCACGGGCUCUGGCAAGACCAGCCUGCUGUCCAAGCUCUGCAGUGAAAGCCCUGACAGUGUUGUGUCAACAACAGGUUUUAGUAUAAAAGCAGUGCCAUUCCAGAAUGCCAUCUUGAAUGUAAAAGAACUUGGAGGGGCUGAUAAUAUCCGGAAAUACUGGAGCCGCUACUACCAAGGAUCUCAAGGGGUAAUAUUUGUAUUAGACAGUGCCUCUUCAGAAGAUGAUUUAGAGACUGCUAGAAAUGAACUGCACUCAGCUCUUCAGCACCCACAGUUAUGCACUUUACCCUUUUUAAUAUUGGCCAAUCAUCAAGACAAGCCAGCUGCUCGGUCAGUACAAGAGGUCAAAAAAUAUUUUGAACUUGAACCACUUGCACGUGGAAAACGCUGGAUUCUGCAGCCCUGCUCGCUGGAUGACAUGGAGGCACUGAAAGACAGCUUCUCUCAGCUGAUAAAUUUGUUAGAAGAAAAAGACCAUGAAGCUGUAAGAAUGUGAAAUCUGGUGAAGAAAAUGGGUUCCCACAAGGCCUUGAGCCUACCAUGUUAGUUUCUCCCUUUAAUUUUAUUUUGGUAUCUGGACUGUAAUGGCUUUAGUAUCUGUUUUCUUCCAGUUAUCUCAAACUCUCAUCUCUCUAUUAAAGUGAAUAUUCUGUAAAUCAGGUGACUUAUCGUCGGCAUUACCGUCAAGUACACACUACUGAGAGAGAAUUUAUUCUCUGUUUACCACUAAUUAUCUUCACCUCAUGUCUCUUCCUUCUGUUGUUCUAAGCGGCUCUUCUCUGUGCUAAAAUGGAUGGAAUUUGUGGCUCAUAGAAAUCAAAUCCCUUAUAGAGGACUCAGGGAGACUGAGAACCUUGGCUCACUUACCCUGGGUUUGGGCUGGAGUGUUGUGUGACUGGCAUUCCCCAUAAUAUGUGUAUCAUUUUCAAAAUCUCUUUGUGGUUUUAUCUUAUUUUUAAGUUUUUUGUAUACUGGCCUUAUAGCAUAUGGGAAAAAAUAAGCACCAAAAACUUCAGUUAAUUACCUUAUCAGAAAGGAAUAUCCUUGCCAUAGUAAAAUUGACUUCAAAGAACUUAAAGACAAGAUGCCUAAUUUUUUUUAAUUACAUCUAAAGUCUCCCUCAGUCUGCUCUUUGCUAAGAGCAAAGACAUUAUUUCCACUUCUGAGAAGAGCUAGAGGAAAUGUAGGCACAGUGUAUGCAUCACUGUUCAUCAAGUCCUCAAAUAUUUUUUUAAUGGAAAAAUUACCCAACAUUAAGUCAAGCUGCAGUGUAAUAUGUUUCUGAAAACCUUUUUCUAAAAAUCUUAUGUCUGAUUGAUAUAGAGAAAGUAAUUUUUAAAAUAAUAGACAAAACUUUUUAAAAACAGCCAAAUGAAGUAUGGUUUAUACUGGCUAGGGCUUAAGCUGGCAUGAUUUGACAGAUAAUAAAGGCAGAAUCAUCUGUAUCGUCAUUCAGUAAGUGCUAAUGUAGGUUAAUGGAGUCUGUCAAUGUCUCCAUCCAGUAAUUAAAGGUCUAUCAGUAUUUCUACUAUAAACCUCUAUUUUCAGGGGUUUCAGUAUGCCCUUAAUAAUGUGCUAGGGCUGCAGCAAAUAAAUAAUUUUAAGGCCUAGAUUCAGUCUUUGAAACUGUUUUUUUGUUUUUGUUUUUGUUUUCUGCAUUUAGUUUAAAUGAUAAAAUUGUACAGAGAUAAAUGUACAGUUUUACAAAGUUUUGGCACCUUUGGCUUUUUCUAAAUCAGGAAUAAUCUAUGGAUAUUGAGGUUAAUGGAUAGAAUACCCUUUGGCACAUUUUGUAGAUUUUUGACCAUUUAAACUACAAAGUGAACAAAUGAGAGAAAACUGCUCCUUUCACCUGAGCAAUAAAAACAUGUUUGGAAUUUUUUUUCCAUUGACUGAUUCCCAAAUACCACAGACUCGCAUUCUAUUACAAGGUGAUGUACUACCUUGUAAUUCUCCAGAAGAUAUAUGUCAUUCAGAUACAGUUUUUGUGGUUUGAUCUUGUGGGUGAAUUUUAAGGAAAUCAUUACCUUUGGAACAUCGAACACUUCUUUUAAGCUUUCCUUUUUUUUUUUAAAUGAAAUGGAUCCAAAAAGAUUCAUAUUCAGAUUUGGUCUGCAGCAUCCUGGAAUAUUUUUAAAAUGUAACCCAUGAGCAGCACAAAACUUUUAUUCCAAUAACCACUUGCACAAUCCCUGCUUUUAUUUUGUCCUGUUGUGCUCAUCUUCUAUGAAAAAUAAAUGAUUAUUAGGCAUUGCUUUCUCUGCACGUUCAUUAAAUGUACAAUGUUGUCUUUUUAAGAUACCGUAGCUGAGUGCUCCUAAGCCAUCUGUUAAAUGACUUCCCGUUGUCUGUGUGUGUGUUCAUGUGUGCACCAGGGAUGGGCUUCUUCUCAGACCCACGACUGUCUGCAGUGUCUCAGCCGUCAGAAUGAAAACAUUAUCAAUCAGUACCCAACAACAGCUGUUUUUGACAAGUUUCUGUCUGACGCCUAAUGCUUUACAACUGUCAAUAAGGCUCCUUCUUUGUCUAGCAGUUCAGAGCUCGCCGUCUUGCUGCUUCCAUGCAGCAUCCUGUCCUUGUAACCCUAGAAUUUGCUGUGUUUGGGAAAUCCAC